Molecule: messenger RNA, 1869 nt
Organism: Triticum turgidum subsp. durum (durum wheat)
Lineage: Eukaryota; Viridiplantae; Streptophyta; Magnoliopsida; Poales; Poaceae
Source: the annotation of a GenBank genome assembly
AUGGACGCCAAGUCGGUGACGCCGAGCGCCGUGGCCCUCAUCCUCGCCAACCCCACGCCGGAGUCGCCCGACGACGUGCCGGAGAUCGUCGUGCAGGUCCUCGACCUCAAACCCAUCGGCUCCCGCUUCACUUUCAUGGCCAGCGACGGGGAGGCGAAGGUCAAGGCGAUCCUCUCCACCCACUUCGCGUCGGAGGUCCACUCCGGCAAGCUCCAGAACCUCGGCCUCGUCCGCAUCCUCAACUACACAUGCAACGACAUCCCACAAAAGACGGACAAGAUGGUGAUCAUCACCAAGUGCGAGGUCGUGUCCCAGGCUCUUGACGCCGAGAUCAAGAGCGAGGUCAAGAUAGAAGAGCCAUCGGUUCUCAUGAAGCCCAAGGAGGAGGCUGCGGGUCUCUCCAAGCCCAUUGGCGCCGCCCCGGCUACGAUUAUGCUGAAGCCAAGGCACGACGUGAAGUCCGCGUCCCAGAUUGUUAGCGAGCAGCGCGGAAAUGCUGCUCCCGCUGCUCGCUUGGCCAUGACGAGGCGGGUGCAUCCUCUGAUCUCCCUCAACCCCUACCAGGGCAACUGGGUCAUCAAGGUGCGGGUCACAAGCAAGGGCAACCUCAGGUCAUACAGGAAUGCCCGUGGAGAAGGCCAUGUCUUCAACGUAGAGCUCACUGACGAGGAUGGCACCCAGAUCCAGGCCACCAUGUUCAAUGAGGCUGCAAAGAAGUUCUAUCCUGUGUUUGAGUUGGGGAAGGUCUACUACAUUUCCAAGGGUUCACUCAGAAUCGCGAACAAGCAGUUCAAGACAGUCCAGAAUGACUAUGAGAUGACCCUGAAUGAGACUGCUGUUGUUGAAGAGGCUGAGGGGGAAUCUUUCAUUCCACCAGUGCAAUACAACUUUGUCAAGAUUGAUAUGCUGGGGCCAUAUGUUGGUGGCAGGGAGUUAGUAGAUAUUAUUGGUGUUGUUCAGAGUGUAUCACCUACCCUGAGCAUCAGAAGAAAGAUUGACAAUGAGUCAAUCCCAAAGCGUGACAUUGUUGUUGCAGAUGACUCGAACAAAACUGUCACCAUUUCUCUUUGGAAUGAUCUUGCCACCACUGUUGGUGAGGAACUCUUGGACAUGGUUGACUCUGCACCUAUCAUUGCAGUGAAGAGCCUGAAAGUAUCUGACUUUCAAGGUGUGUCUGUUUCUACAGUAGGCAAAAGCACACUUGUGAUUAACCCAGAGUUGCCUGAGGCUGAGAAGCUUAGAGCUUGGUAUGAAUCUGAAGGCAAGGGUACUACCUUGGCAUCAGUUGGUGCUGGAAUGGGUGCAUCCAACGCUGGUGGCUUGAGAUCAAUGUACUCUGACAGAGUUUUUCUGUCUCACAUCACAAGUGACCCUAACUUGGGCCAGGACAAGCCUGUUUUCUUCAGCCUGUAUGCCAACAUAAGCAACAUUAAGCCUGACCAGACCAUGUGGUACCGUGCUUGCACCACCUGCAACAAGAAGGUGACUGAGGCGCUUGGAUCAGGAUUCUGGUGUGAAGGGUGCCAGAAGAACUAUGAGCAGUGCUCAUUGAGGUACAUCAUGGUGAUCAAGGUCUCUGAUCCCACUGGCGAGGCCUGGCUGUCUCUUUUCAAUGACCAAGCAGAGAGAAUUGUUGGCUGCAGCGCAGAUGAGCUUGAUCGGAUCAGGAAAGAGGAGGGUGAUGACAUGUUCCAGCUCAAGCUGAAGGAAGCCACCUGGAUUCCCCACCUGUUCCGUGUCAGCGUGGUGCAGAACGAGUACAUGGGUGAGAAGAGGCAGAGGAUCACCGUGAGGAGUGAGUCGCCGGUCGACUACUCUGCUGAAGCAAGGUACCAGCUUGAGGAGAUUGCCAAGCUCACCUCCAGCUAG